This is a messenger RNA of Musca vetustissima, 918 nucleotides long. RefSeq names its product serine protease grass-like. The coding region runs from base 1 to 918 and encodes 305 amino acids. Lineage: Eukaryota; Metazoa; Arthropoda; Insecta; Diptera; Muscidae. The transcript is spliced from 4 exons. Gene Ontology annotation, molecular function: serine-type endopeptidase activity. The record is from RefSeq and is a predicted model, not a curated record. Gene Ontology annotation, biological process: proteolysis.
AUGACAAAUGGCGGUGGUGCGGCCGCUGCAAUUGCACCACCACGUUUUCAUCAUCGUCCCAUGGUAAAUUAUUUACAAGAGCCGGUGGGCGAAAGGAUUCUACGUUCAAUGCCAUGUGGUCAUUUGAAUGGUGAUCGUAUUGCGAAUGGUGAAAUUGUACGUCUAUCCGAAUUUCCAUGGAUGGUAUUGUUGGAAUCGAAGGGUAGCAAAAAGACGCGACAACGUUUCCGAUGUGCCGGUACCUUGAUAACCAAUCAAUAUGUCCUGACCGCCGGGCAUUGUGUGGAGGCAAGGAAUGAAGUCUUCUCCGUUCGCCUGGGUGAACAUAACCUCAAAACGGAACGUGACUGUGAAAAUCGCAAAUCCAGCCGUAAAUGGAAUUGUGCCCCUCCGCAUGAAGAUGUGAAAAUCGAAAAUGUCAUUCUACAUCCAAAUUACAAAUUACAUCCCAUACAAAAUGAUAUAGCCCUGAUACGCCUACAGAGACCUGUGGAAUUUAAUACCCACAUUAAGCCCAUAUGUUUGCCAUUGGAUCCACACGUUAAGCCACAAAUACAAUCCGAACAAAUUGUGGCCGGUUGGGGUGUGACAGAGAAAGGUUCUGCCUCGGACAUCCUGCUCAAGGCUCCCAUAGUUCUAAAAAAUCUUGACAUUUGUCAACGUGUUUAUCGUCAGAAUCCCAUAACGGCGGAACAAUUCCUGUGUGCCGGAGGUGGCUUGGAUAAACGUGGCACAUGUCGUGCCGAUUCUGGAGGACCCCUUUUUGCUGCCAUCCCCUAUGAACACAACCAUCUACGCUAUGUCCAAUUUGGUAUAACAUCCGGUGGUGGUUAUGGCUGUGGUGGCCAAAAUAACUAUCCCGGCAUUUAUACAAAUAUUCGCAGUUAUAUAACUUGGAUAAUUAGUAACAUAUUUUAA